UAAUUAAUUCAUUCAACAAAUCAAUCAAUCAAUUUAUCAAUCAAUCAUUUAACAAAUAGAUAGAAAGAUAAAUAAAUAAAUAGAUUAAUAAAUAGCACAGUUAAAGUAAAAAAAGAUCAGACAGACAAAUACAAUUAUAGAUAGUUCCUUUCAAUUUUCUUUUUAUGAAUAAACAGGCACAUAGGCGCACAACGGAAGUUAUAUUCAACAGAAAUGCUUGUCCAUGUUCGUUCAAACUCUAUUAGUUGAAACCAAGCAUCAAAAAAUUAUGGGAUCCAAAAGUCUUACCCUCACAAUACUGUCCCUAUGAAAUACACAAGUCAUUAAGUAUGAGAAUGCUACAAGAUUUGGUACCUCUUGUGUAGAGAGAUGCAACAUUUGGUCUGAGGAAAGACUCACUGUUAAUUGGCCAUGUACAUAUGACAUAUCGGCUACUUGACGCACAAGACAAGAGCUUGCACACUCUUGAAUUUGAAAAUACUUAGUUUAAACAAUACAUUAUAUUUACAUGAUAAUUGACAAAUAAUAAAGUGUACGGAUUGAGUAGAAAGCUUGAAAAGCUUUUUUUUUUAGAAACUCUCUCUCUUGAAAAUACUAGAUGGUGAAGUGUACGGUCUUUCGUGAAAACGAACCCGGUAGAUCUUGGCUGGAGGGUUACUUUGAACUGACCCUUCGAACCAUUGGUAAAGUGAGAGCGAUUGUCUCCGAAGAAAAGGUUAAAAGAUUUUUUUUUAUUUCAAAGACAACCUUGAGGAGAAGUUAAAGGAUACAGAUUUACUGGGCUUCACAUAACCUAAGUAUCUGACAAAUACAUGAAUAGAGAUGGAAUUCCUUUUUAGUAGAAAUAUUGUUAAGAUCACAUGGUCAGCUGUUAUUGGAUAAAAAUUAAUAGGUCUAUAAAUCAUUUAAUAACACAUUUGAACAAGUAAUACACGGUUCAAUAGUGACUACUUGUGAAAUAAAUAUUGCUCGUAUCAAUAAUGAAAUGAUAUUGUUAUAAAUCUAUUCAUAUUUCAGGUGUGAAGAUUAACAUGUUUAAUUAAAAUGUUGGCAGUGUUCGGAAAUAUACGCAUGUGUGUUCGGUAUUACACACAUAUGGUCGGUAAAAGAAGAUGUCAGGUCUAAUAUAUAGAAUGCCUUAACUCUAUAGAUAAAGUGCGUAGAUAUGUGUUAUGUAAAAGAAAACUCAUAUUUGUCAAAGGCGAGUACUGCGUGUAUUAUCGAAUACUACUUAUUUCACCUUAAGUGUUCGUUAAUACCCACACCCGCUCUAAUGUUUAAUGACACACAUGAUACUUCACAGUUUGACAUGUUAUAUCUUUAUUUUUUCUAGGCUAAUAGUAAUGUUGAAACAGAAAUCAAUCCAAAAAUCAUAGUCAGAAGCAAUACAAGUUGUGCAAAUGAUUCUGAUUGCGGAAAUGGCAUGCAAGUAUACUAUUCAGAAAUAAUUGCCGCUACGGCCAGUGUUGAAGGGAAUUAUUAUUUGAAAGUCACAGCGAUGUACGGGAAUGAGAGCAUAGAGUCAUUCAGUUCAGAGUAUUCUGGCCAGAAAUAUAUAAUUGUAGAACAAGAUGAAGAACAAUUAAACAGCAGCGUAUACAUAUAUAUAGUAGUUGCUACGCUUAGUGUUUUUGCAAUAAUAGUAAUAACAGUAAUUGUACAUCACAAGGACAAGUACUUUCGAAGCAGAAGGUCGUCUGAAAAAGAAGACAAGGGAGUUAAUGAGACAUCUUCAUCUAAAUGUCAGUUUGAAAAUGGUGCGAAAGUGAAUGCUGAAAAAGCCGGCCUUCCUCAACAUAAAAUAAAUGAAAACGACGAAAAAAUGAAGUUUUUGUCCGACCAAAGUACAGAAUGUGUCGAUAUUGAUUUAAACUUUUGGAACACAUGGCGAUGAAAGAAUAGACAAAGCUAG
Molecule: messenger RNA, 1912 nt
Organism: Ruditapes philippinarum (Manila clam)
Lineage: Eukaryota; Metazoa; Mollusca; Bivalvia; Venerida; Veneridae
Exons: 4
Coding region: 1424-1894 (156 amino acids)
Source: RefSeq, a predicted model, not a curated record